This is a messenger RNA of Schizosaccharomyces cryophilus OY26, 1631 nucleotides long. RefSeq names its product DNA recombination protein Rad22. Gene Ontology annotation, cellular component: nucleus. Lineage: Eukaryota; Fungi; Ascomycota; Schizosaccharomycetes; Schizosaccharomycetales; Schizosaccharomycetaceae. Gene Ontology annotation, biological process: DNA recombinase assembly; double-strand break repair via single-strand annealing; double-strand break repair via homologous recombination. The record is from RefSeq and is a predicted model, not a curated record. The transcript has 4 exons. Bases 99 to 1460 code for a protein of 453 amino acids.
CUUCAGUAGUUUUGGUGUUAGUCUAAACUCAACACCAAACCUACCAAGAAGUUUACCAAUUGGAACUGCAUUUAGGAGUCUUAAAGUGUAAAAGAAACAUGACCUUUCAUGAAAAACAACAUACAAUAGAAGAAGAAAAAGGAAAUGGAUUUGGAGAUCCAUAUUCAGCGGAUGAGUACCAAUACUUACAGGCAUCACUCACUAGAAAAUUGGGCCCAGAGUAUGUUUCGCGGAGAUCUGGUCCAGGUGGAUUUUCAGUGAGCUAUAUCGAAUCUUGGAAGGCAAUUGAGCUUGCUAAUGAAAUUUUUGGAUUUAAUGGAUGGUCAUCCUCUAUAAGAAGUAUAAAUAUUGAUUUUGUUGACGAAAACAAAGAAAACGGUCGAGUGAGUUUAGGAAUAAGCGUCGUGGUUCGAGUAACUAUUAAAGAUGGAGCAUAUCAUGAGGACAUUGGUUAUGGAUCAAUAGAUAAUUGCAGAGGAAAGGGGUCAGCAUUUGAAAAGUGCAAAAAAGAGGGAACCACCGAUGCCUUAAAACGUGCCCUUCGAAACUUCGGAAACAGUCUUGGAAACUGCAUGUAUGACAAGUAUUAUCUACGAGAAAUUGGAAAAAUGAAACCUCCAGCUUAUCAGUUUGAUAGCGGCGAUUUAUUCCGUAAGUCGGAAUCUGGUUCCAGAGGAGAAUUUAUCAGAAAGAAAAAUGCUCAAAACAGGCUUAACAACAGACCAGUCAUCAAAAAUGAGGAAGGCUUUCAUCCAUCUACUGUUAAACCAAGGGAGGAAAACAGAGAUCUAGAAAUGUAUUCUGAUGAGGAGUUAGAUAAUAUAUUUGUAGAAGAUGACAUGAUUGCUCACCUAGCGGUAAAUGAUACUGGAUCUCCUGCUAAUAAAUCCUUUGAGGAGUCGGACGCGAAACCCAAACCAGAAAUGCAAAAGCCCACUACGAAAACAAUUCAACGAAACAAUACGUAUCCUAUGACAAGUAUUCCUCAGCCUAUAAACGAGAGAACGAAAUCUGCCGUCCCAAGUAUACCUUCAAAAAGCGAUGGCUUGAAUCUAAAUGGAACCUCUUCUUCAGCAAAAUUCAUUAGCGCUCGUGCUGCUGCAGCUGCAGACGGAGUUGUUUCUGCUCCUAAUUCAGCAAAUUUCAACCCCCGAUUGGAUAGUCCAUCUAUACGAAAGUCAUCCGUAGUAGAUCAUUCAAAAUCUGUUCCGGUUCAUAGGUCAGUUGUACAGCCUGUGGAAAAAAGCCAAAGUCGACCGAAUGGAAAAAUUGGCGUACCGCCUAGUGAUUCAUUCGAUCAGCAAAAAUCAUCUGGCACAAAGCGAUCUCUUCAAGAAACCAGCCUUUCUCGUCAAAAUUCAAUGGAAACAAACAAGGGAACUUCGAUUUCUGGAAUGGAAACUAAUUCAAAGCGGCCUGAAGACGACCCAGGAAUUGAUAAAAAACCUAAAACAGGCUGAUAAGGACCCGGGAAUACACUUUUUAUUCGUUUGUAUGAAAUCAUUUAAUGCUAUUUCUCCUAAGUCUAUUCUCGUUUGUUUGAUUUUUAUGAUGUUUAAGUUUAGGUAUUUUGAUUAUGUAAAUAAGUCGUCUCAGAUAAUAUUUAAUUCCUCCUUUUUGCCAUGAAUUAU